AUGCUGAGGGCACUGGUAGUCUCGAUGCAAGUGCUUGAGAUAUUGCUGAGCUCCAUGUGCACCGUAAUGGGUAUUGUGGAGAAGAUCCAGGAAAUUGAGCAUGAGAUCAGCAGAACGCAAAAAAAUAAGGCCACUGAAUAUCAUUUGGGCCUUCUGAAGGCGAAACUUGCGAAAUACCGGCAGCAGCUGCUGGAGCCUACAACAAAGGGUAGCUCG
Molecule: messenger RNA, 216 nt
Organism: Gongylonema pulchrum
Lineage: Eukaryota; Metazoa; Nematoda; Chromadorea; Rhabditida; Gongylonematidae
Source: the annotation of a GenBank genome assembly